AUGCCGGAAGGCCCAGAGUGCCUAGUUCAUGCGGAGAGCCUGCACCGCCGCUUUGCAGGGCGCACCCUCUCCCGUGCGGCCAUCCUGAGCGGCCGCUACGCCGGCAACAGCUCGAUGCCCGGCCGUGGUGCGCCUCCGGCCGGCUGGGCGGAGUUGCGUGGCAGCUUGCCUGCUGUAGUGGGCGCUGUUCGGGCAAAGGGCAAGUUCAUCUGGUGGGAGCUCAGCCCGCUCUCGGGCGCGCUGCCCGAGCUCACCCUCUGGUCGACGCUGGGCAUGUCCGGGGCGUGGUCCACCGGUCGCAACACGCACUCGCGCGUGUGCCUGGAGCUCGCCGCUGAACCAGCCGCCGUUGCGCCGACGCUGCUAUUCUACAACGACCAGCGCAACUUCGGAGUGCUGACGGUCUGCACUGAGCACGCCGCGCUGCGCGCCAAGCUCGAGACGCUCGGGCCGAGCUGGCUCGACGAGGGCGGCGGGAUCACGAGGGACGGCUUCAUGGAGAUCGUGCGGCGGCAAUGCAGCAGCCGCCGCCGCGCCGCCGUUCCGGUGGCCAAGUUCCUGAUGGACCAGUCCAAGACGGCCGGCAUCGGCAACUAUGUCCUGAGCGAGGUGCUCUACAAGGCUCGCGUCUACCCGUGGGCGGCGUGUGCCGACCUGGUCGACUCGGACUGGGCAGAGGUGCACGCGGCGGCCUCGCAGACGCUGCGCGCGAGCUACGCGUCGCAGGCCGCCAUUGCGGCUGCCGCCGCCGGCGACGACCCCUCCGCCACCCGCGGCACGUUUGCGGCGAUGGAGCCGCGGUUCAAACUGCUCGUGUACCGGCAGGCGGCGACCGCGGAUGGGCUCGCCGUGCGCGUCGCUGAAGGUCCGCACGGCCGAUCGGUGCAUUGGGUGCCUGAGCGGCAGGUCCGCGGCAGCACAGUGGUUGUUGGGUCGGCGAUAGGGGAAAGGGAUAGCAGCCAGCGUGGAGAGGACCAGCGAACGUAA
Messenger RNA from Emiliania huxleyi CCMP1516, 987 nucleotides. It is a transcript of the gene Fpg2-1, whose product is annotated as putative formamidopyrimidine-DNA glycosylase. The transcript has 3 exons. Lineage: Eukaryota; Haptophyta; Isochrysidales; Noelaerhabdaceae. The coding region runs from base 1 to 987 and encodes 328 amino acids. Gene Ontology annotation, molecular function: oxidized pyrimidine nucleobase lesion DNA N-glycosylase activity; zinc ion binding; DNA-(apurinic or apyrimidinic site) endonuclease activity. Gene Ontology annotation, biological process: base-excision repair. The record is from RefSeq and is a predicted model, not a curated record.